This is a messenger RNA of Aspergillus homomorphus CBS 101889, 1617 nucleotides long. Its product is annotated as MFS transporter. Gene Ontology annotation, biological process: transmembrane transport. The record is from RefSeq and is a predicted model, not a curated record. Gene Ontology annotation, cellular component: membrane. Lineage: Eukaryota; Fungi; Ascomycota; Eurotiomycetes; Eurotiales; Aspergillaceae. The transcript has 2 exons. Gene Ontology annotation, molecular function: transmembrane transporter activity. Bases 82 to 1617 code for a protein of 511 amino acids.
CCGCACUGGUUUUGUGUAUUAUCACUGUCUCUCAUUCCAGGACUUCCCGUUUCUCACUUCACUCCAUUUGUGCUUUCGAACAUGACUAUACAUGGCACAUCUUCUGAACCGGGUCAUCAGCACCAUGGCGAAGAUGAACCGUUCCUCUCAAGAGAGCAGCAGAAUGAACCGGGCGCACCGGGUCAAUCAAAGUGUAGCAGCCGGCCAGACUCAGAAAUAUCACCCCGCACUCGCCUGCGACUAUUGAUCACCUUGAUAGUGAUAUUGUUAUCAUUUGAGAUUGGAGGCCAGAUGAUUCCUGGUCCCAUGAUUAGAAUCAUUGAGGCCAUCGCUUGCGAUAAUUAUUGGCGUCACCACGACCCAGCUCGGUUGCCGGUGUCGGGUCAUCUCCCAGAACACCUGUGCAAGAUAGCCGAGGUGCAGACGGAAGUUGCCACUGUGAAAGGAUAUUCCGACCUACUCGAGGGUCUACUAUGUGCUAUCUGCGCCAUUCCCUAUGGCUUGUUGGCGGACCGAUAUGGUCGCCGACGAGCCAUCCGCCUGACUGUUCCUGGAUUUCUGCUGAAUGCAGUCAUCACAAACUCCGUCCUCUGGUUCUCUAAUGUGUUGCCCCUUCGAGCUAUCUGGCUGGCAUCCCUCAGUUGGAUCAUAGGUGGAGGACCAGCAGUAGCACUAGUUGUAAUCUGGACCAUGCUGGCAGAUCUCACGUCAGAUGCGCAGCGUGCAACGCUGUUCUUUCGGGUCGGAGUCGCCGGGCAAGUGGCGAGCUUCCUUGCUAGCAUGAUUAGCUCUGGGCUAAUGGCUCUCAAUCCUUGGAUACCUCUGCUACUUGGUUGUGGUAUCGUUAUGACGGGGCUGGGAUGUGCGCUCUCUCUUCCCGAGACCAUGAACAUGGUGGUGAAAAGACAGGAAUCGACAGCGCCACGCUCGGAUCAUGAGCAAGAACCGACUAGCAACACAUCUUGGAAGCCAGAGUCCGCAUACCUGCCACUGCCGACUAAGAUCAGACGCCUGAUGCAACCUUACCUCUUCGUCUUUAAUCCCUGUAUACUCUUGCUUCUAUUCUCCUUUGGCACGGUGGAGGUUGCGCAGCGCGCCUCUUCCUUUUUGUCACAGCACAUCUCAACACAAUUCACGUGGACGCUAGCACGAGCGAACCUGAUUGUUUCCCUCCAUGCAGCUAUCACCAUUCCUGUGUUCCUCUUCUUACUUCCAUACCUAUCAAAGAAGGUCUUCCAUUCGCUAUCCCUCCCAAGGAGAGACCUCCAGGUCGCUCGUCUCAGCCUUAUCGCUCUUCUUUUAGGAUCUCUCGGGAUCGGUCUUUCUCCAUCAGCAUACGCUUUGAUUGCAAGUGUAUGUGUCCAUGCUAUGGGAGUCGGAUUGCCCAUAGUCACAAGAUCCCUCGCCACCGCUCUAGUUAACCGGGAAGAAACCGCAAGACUUUACUCAGCGAUCGAGCUCUUACAGUUUGUGGGAACCGUUCUUGGCAGUCUAUGCUUCACGAACGUCUUCAAUCUGGGACUUAGGAUAGGCGGUAUAGGAACGGGGUUGGUGUGGGUAUUGGGAAGUCUGCUGUACGCGUUGGUCGGACUUGCGCUUGCACUUGUCUGGGUCUAG